AUGAGGUUUAUCAAAUACGCUUGCAGAAGAGUCGCUCUUUCCGCGAACCUGCAUCACGUGUGCAGCCGUGCCACUGAUGCAGCUGUGGGGGCUCAACCUAAAUCGGCUCUUUUGCUC
Trypanosoma cruzi is the source of this 117-nucleotide messenger RNA. RefSeq lists its product as uncharacterized. The annotation marks the transcript as partial. The record is from RefSeq and is a predicted model, not a curated record. The transcript has a single exon. NCBI's taxonomy places the organism in Eukaryota, Euglenozoa, Kinetoplastea, Trypanosomatida, Trypanosomatidae.